Coccomyxa subellipsoidea C-169 is the source of this 720-nucleotide messenger RNA. RefSeq lists its product as hypothetical. The annotation marks the transcript as partial. The record is from RefSeq and is a predicted model, not a curated record. Gene Ontology annotation, molecular function: prostaglandin-E synthase activity. The transcript is spliced from 5 exons. Gene Ontology annotation, cellular component: mitochondrion. Lineage: Eukaryota; Viridiplantae; Chlorophyta; Trebouxiophyceae; Coccomyxaceae.
CCUAACGAGAUCAUCCUGUACCAAUACGAAGUGUGCCCAUUUUGCUGCAAGGUGAAGGCAUUUCUUGAUUAUCACAAGUUACCCUAUCGCACGGUGGAAGUCAGCCCCCUGACAAAGAAGCAGCUCAAAUGGUCAGAGUACCGCAAAGUUCCAGUGGCGCUGCUUGAUGGCGAGAUUGUCACAGACAGCACGGCCAUCAUCACACGCUUGGCAGCAGAGAUUGCUGGGCAGGAGCAGCAGGAGCAGCAGCAGCAGCAGAAGUCGCAUGGGGAGGAAGAGUGGCGCCGGUGGGUAGAUGAGCGCCUGGUGCGCCUGCUCACAGUCAACAUCUACCGCAACAUGCGCGAGUCCUAUCAGACAUUUGACUACAUCACGGCGAGCAGCUGCAAUUUUGGCUUCUUUGAGAGGGAGGCCGCUCGUGUGGUUGGCGCCGUCAUGAUGUGGGGCAUCUCUGGCCGCCUGAAGAAGAAGUACGGUAUUGAGGGUGACGUCCGGGAGGAACUUUACCAGGCUGCCAACAAGUGGACAGAGGCGCUUGGAGAUCAGAGGUUCCAUGGCGGAUCAAAACCGGACCUUGCGGAUCUGUCUGUUUUCGGGGUCGUUCGGAGCAUCACAUGCACAGAUACCUUCAUGGACCUGAUGCACACAACAAGAAUUGGGACCUGGUAUGAGCACAUGAUGGACGCUGUAGGCGACUCCACACGCCUAUCCACCUCCUAA